ACCCCUGCCUUCGAAGCUCUCCGGCCAGGGGAAAAUAGCAGGGAGAGACCGGAGCAAAACAAAACAAAACCAAAUCCUUUUCCAUUCUUCUCUCCCACCACUGGUCUCUGUCUUCUCCGUCGGAAUUCUUUCCAUCCACGCCCCAAUCUUCGUCUCCUUCCAUUAACUCCUCUUCCCCUGGGAGGGGAGAGAAACUAAGAGAUGGCUCUUAGUAGCCCCUGCUCUAUUGCUCUUCCAACGCCUCUGUCAUCAUGAUCACCCGCUUCUUCCGUCACUAGCUACAUAAGAAGAGAGAAGUAGCGGGUGUAGGAGACCUUUCGGAAGGGAGAAAGCAUGGCCUUCUGAUCUUAAGCCGGCUCGCUAAAGAGUUCCGGGAAGAACAGAGACAGAAAGGGCGAGAAGAAGAGGAAGAGAGAGAGAGAGAGAGGUCGGGAAGGAGUGAAGUUUUGAGAAGUUUCGGGGGAAAAGACACUAUCUGGAGAAAGACAGUUUAGAAGAAAAAAAGACAGUGAGGGAGGGAGAGGGGGGAAGAAUAUGGCGGGAAUGAGGGCGUAUGGGGCCCCAAAUAUGGCGGCUUUGCUCCGGCACGAAGGGUUUCCCUCCGACGCUAUCGAAUCUCUGCUCGCUUCGGACUCUUCUCAUGGCGGAUUCCUUGGCUUGAAAUCCAUGAUGAAUAUUGAAAAUGUUCGUGGGAUCACAAAUGAAGGAUCAUUUUACCGGUCCCUUGACUUGGAUGAGACCGGUGAGGUGAACCUGGAGGAGUUUUGUCGCCAACCAGAUAAGAAGAGGCGGCUAAUGGUUGACCAGGUUGAGCUCCUGGAGAAGAAUUUUGCUCUUGACAACAAGCUCGAACCAGAGAGAAAGAUUCAGCUUGCAAAGGAUCUUGGCCUUCAGCCUAGACAGGUAGCCAUAUGGUUUCAGAACCGCCGGGCCCGAUGGAAGACAAAGCAGAUGGAGAAGGAUUAUGGAGCGCUUAAGUCCAGCUAUGAUGUUCUCAAGGCUGAUUUUGAGAAACUACUCAAGGAGAAGGAGAAGCUGAAAGCAGAGGUUCUCUUUCUCACAGACAAUCUUUGUAAAAGGGAGAAGGGCGACUUAGAAACACACGAAAUCAAAAAUCCUCCCCUCCUGCUGGAAAAACUAGACAUGGCUUCAGUUUUUGAAGAGAAAAAACCUGAUAUGCAUGUUCUGCUGUGUAAACCAGAGGAUCUCAGCUCUGCCAACAGUACGGUAUCAGACUCGGGUAGCCCUGGGUGCACUGAUGGAGUACUCUCUCCACUUAUGGGGCAGGCAGGCUCUUCAAAUGUCUUCAAACCUGAUAGGGCUGUUCUCUUACAUGUCGAUGAGGACGAGGAAAUUAAAGGAUGCAGCUCCAUGAAGCUUGAAGACAACUCAUGUAAUUAUGUUUUCCCAGUGGAGGACCAGGCUUUCUGGUUCUGGCCCUACUGAUAUUUCAUACUUCCUAUUCUAUGCAUGUCCAUCCUGCUGUUAGUCUUUGUUUCUGCUCUAGGAUUUUUCCUCUUAUGAUGUAAUGAUGAGCAAGGAGAUCGGUAAGGGCCAUCUGGUGACACCAAACCUAGGUGGUUUGUUGGUUUUCUUCAUCCUUCCAAAGUGAUGACGAUCUCUUUCUCUAAAUUUCCCUUUCUCAUCCUUCUGAAGUCCUAAUUUGAUAUCUAAGUUGGUUUGUAACAAAGCCUUAGGCAGCCGAAAGGCCUUCUUUGUAACUAUGCAUAUGAAAAGCUACAAGAUUCGGAAGUCAAGCUAGCUCAUGGACCUGUGCUAUACGGUCUAAUGUGGAGCUAUAUCUGUAACUUCCAAGUGGCAAAAA
Molecule: messenger RNA, 1825 nt
Organism: Phoenix dactylifera (date palm)
Lineage: Eukaryota; Viridiplantae; Streptophyta; Magnoliopsida; Arecales; Arecaceae
Biological process (GO): positive regulation of DNA-templated transcription
Cellular component (GO): nucleus
Molecular function (GO): sequence-specific DNA binding; DNA-binding transcription factor activity, RNA polymerase II-specific
Source: RefSeq, a predicted model, not a curated record